AAGCACUAGCAUCACCCUACUGCACCACAAUACUGCACCCCCCUACUGCACUCCCCCUUACUGCAACAAAAUACUGCGCCACCCUACUGCACCACCCCUACUGCCCCCUCCCUACUGCGCCACCCUACUGCACCACCCCUACUGCACCUCCCCUACUGCACCACCCCUACUGCACCACCCCUACUGCACCACCCCUACUGCACCACAAUACUGCACCCCCCUACUGCACUCCCCCUUACUGCAACAAAAUACUGCGCCACCCUACUGCACCACCCCUACUGCCCCCUCCCUACUGCGCCACCCUACUGCACCACCCCUACUGCACCUCCCCUACUGCACCACCCCUACUGCACCACCCCUACUGCACCACCCCUACUGCACCACCCUACUGCACCACCCCUACUGCACCACCCCUACUGCACCACCCUACUGCACCACCCCUACUGCACCACCCUACUGCACCACCCCUACUGCACCACCCCUACUGCACCACCCCUACUGUACCACCCCUACUGCACCACCCUACUGCACCACCCCUACUGCACCACCCCUACUGCACCACCCCUACUGCACCACCCCUACUGCACCACCCUACUGCACCACCACUACUGCACCACCCCUACUGUACCACCCCUACUGCACCACCCCUACUGCACCACCCCUACUGCACCACCCUACUGCACCACCCCUACUGCACCACCCUACUGCACCACCCCUACUGCACCACCCCUACUGCACCACCCCUACUGCACCACCCUACUGCACCACCCUACUGCACCACCCCUACUGCACCACCCCUACUGCACCACCCUACUGCACCACCCCUACUGCACCACCCUACUGCACCACCCCUACUGCACCAGCCCUACUGCACCACCCCUACUGCACCACCCUACUGCACCACCCCUACUGCACCACCCCUACUGUACCACCCCUACUGCACCACCCCUAUUGCACCACCCUACUGCACCACCCCUACUGCACCACCCUACUGCGCCACCCCUACUGCGCCACCCCUACUGCACCACCCUACUGCACCACCCUACUGCACCACCCCUACUGCACCACCCCUACUGCACCACCCCUACUGCACCACCCCUACUGUGCCACCCCUACUGCGCCACCCCUACUGCACCACCCCUACUGCACCACCCUACUGCACCACCCUACUGCACCACCCCUACUGCACCACCCCUACUGCACCCCCUCUCUACUGCACCACCCCUACUGCACCCCCCCAUACUGCACCACCCCUACUGCGCCACCCCUACUGCACCACCCCUACUGCGCCACCCCUACUGCACCCCCUCCCUACUGCACCACCCCUACUGCACCACCCCUACUGCACCACCCUACUGCACCACCCCUACUGCACCACCCCUACUGCACCACCCUACUGCACCACCCUACUGCACCACCCCUACUGCACCACCCCUAAUGCACCACCCCUACUGUACCAUCCCUACUGCGCCACCCCUACUGCACCACCCCUACUGCACCACCCUACUGCACCCCCCUACUGCACCACCCCUACUGCACCACCCUACUGCGCCACCCCUACUGCGGCACCCCUACUGCACCACCCUACUGCACCACCCCUACUGCACCACCCUACUGCACCACCCCUACUGCACCACCCCUACUGCACCACCCCUACUGCACCACCCUACUGCACCACCCCUACUGCACCACCCUACUGCACCACCCCUACUGCGGCACCCCUACUGCACCACCCUACUGCACCACCCCUACUGCACCACCCCUACUGCACCACCCUACUGCACCACCCCUACUGCACCACCCCUACUGCGGCACCCUACUGCACCACCCCUACUGCACCACCCUACUGCACCACCCCUACUGCACCACCCCUACUGCACCACCCCUACUGCACCCCCUCCCUACUGCACCACCCCUACUGCACCACCCCUACUGCACCACCCCUACUGCACCACCCUACUGCACCACCCCUACUGCACCACCCUACUGCACCACCCCUACUGCACCACCCCUACUGCACCACCCUACUGCACCACCCCUACUGCACCACCCCUACUGCACCACCCUACUGCACCACCCUACUGCACCACCCCUACUGCACCACCCCUACUGCACCACCCCUACUGUACCACCCCUACUGCGCCACCCCUACUGCACCACCCCUACUGCACCACCCUACUGCACCCCCCUACUGCACCAACCUACUGCGCCACCCCUACUGCGGCACCCCUACUGCACCACCCCUACUGCACCACCCUACUGCACCACCUCUACUGCACCACCCCUACUGCACACCCCCUACUGCACCCCCUCCCUACUGCACUCCCCCUACUGCACCAAUCCUACUGCACCCACCUCUACUGCACUACCCCCCACUGCAUCCUCACUACUGCACCUCACCUACUGCACCCUCACUACUGCACUCCCCCUACUACACCCCUACCCCCCCUAUUGCCCUUCCCCUACUGCAUCCACCCCUACUGCACCACCCCUAUUGCACCCCCCUACUGUAUUUCUCCUACAGCACCUCCAUACUGCACCCCCCAUACUGCACCUCCAUACUGUAUUACCUCACGCUGCACCUCCCCAUUCACUGA
This is a messenger RNA of Salvelinus namaycush (lake trout), 2597 nucleotides long. Its product is annotated as proline-rich extensin-like protein EPR1. Lineage: Eukaryota; Metazoa; Chordata; Actinopteri; Salmoniformes; Salmonidae. The transcript has a single exon. The annotation marks the transcript as partial. The record is from RefSeq and is a predicted model, not a curated record.